GAGGCAGUUAACCUUUCGGGAUUGUUUCUGAAUUGUUGGACUGAACUAUUCCGCUCGUGGAAGGAAGGUCACGUAUAGAAGCUGCCUGGGUGUUUUGGGCAGUCCUUCUUUAGAGUUCGCGGCGGCCGGACGUGUUUGGUGUGCUGAUACCCACGCGGACGGCAAGAUGUGGAAGUACGGUGUUGUGGUUUUAGUGUUGGCGUCGUGUACCGGGCGGCCGCAGAUGGAGCCUGAGGAGGAGUGUUACGGGAUAUACUGUGACGACGCCGAUAACAGCACUCAAACCUAUUACUACGACGGCGAGGACGGCGACGCUGGUGAUGGCCCCGGCAACGAAACUAACCCCUUGGCCCGAGAGUUGUUGUUUUACCGAACGAGGCCCAGCUAUCGAGUCGUGUAUCGACGGGCGAACUUUUGCGGUGUGCGAGCUCAAGCUUCGGGGUUGAAGGCGCCUAGUAGACUGCACUUUCAGAAUGUCCACGUGAACACCGGCAAGCCGUGGAGGGACAAUGGGAGUUUUGUGGCUCCCCAUGAAGGCGGCUACUUCUUCGCCUUCCACGGUACCUCCGCCAGGAACUCCAACUUCACCGUCGCCUUGAUGCUUAACAACUAUCCGCUGGUGUGGGCGUAUAGCAGACGGGGCAGGUAUAUGCACAGCUCCACCUCCCUCUUCUACUUCCUGCUAAAAGGCGACGUGAUAAAGCUGCAGCUGGAGGAGGGAGCCAUCUACGAGAACCCUUACGUCAACGCCUACAACUCCUUCUCCAGCUUCAUGAUGUUCCGCAACGACUUGAAGUGAUGGCGGAGAUAAUGGGGAGGAAGAGGAAGAAGGAAGAAAUAAAAAAAAAAUAAAGUAGUAAAAAAAAAAACUGAAGAAAAGUAAAAUGAGAAGGGAGAGGAGGAGGAGGAAGGAAAAAAAGAGGAUGAAAUAUAAAAAGAGUAAGAAAGAAAAAAACAGGAAGAAAAAGAAAGGGGAGGAGGAGGAGGAGGAGGAGGAGGAAGAAGAUGGAAGGAAGAAAAAAAAGAGUAUGAAAUAAAAAUUAAAAAACAGGAGAAAGAAAAUAAGUGGAGGAAGGAAAGGAAAUGGAAAAGGACGAAAUAAAAAGAGGAGCAAAAAAAGAAAUAAAAGAAAAAGAAAUAGAAGAAGAGGAAGAGGAGGAGGAGGGGGAAGAAGAGGGGGUGGAGUACAUCGUAGAGAUUAACUUAAGCUCUGUGUCUGAAAACUUACCUGGUCCUUGAAACUUUAUAAGGUGGUUAAUAAUGGGUAUAUAUAUGUCUGUGUGUGUCUGUUAAAUAAAAGUCGAUACAAGAUAAACA
Molecule: messenger RNA, 1317 nt
Organism: Eriocheir sinensis (Chinese mitten crab)
Lineage: Eukaryota; Metazoa; Arthropoda; Malacostraca; Decapoda; Varunidae
Product: cerebellin-4-like
Exons: 5
Coding region: 167-799 (210 amino acids)
Molecular function (GO): protein binding
Source: RefSeq, a predicted model, not a curated record